UUUCUCGCCAGAUUUACCAGCUUGUGGUUUCUUUAAUAUCGUCGGUGUUUAGGAUUAAGGGACAACGCCACUACUUACAAUUAUUACUUAAUCCGUAUGGUGGUGGAACUCGUGGAGGUAAAACUCGUGGGUCUGGGUCGUUCACUAGGGGUGGAAAGGGGAGUCAGUACGGUAUCUUUUCUAUCUUUUCUGCUAGUUCUUUGGAGACCUACGUAUUUUUAAGCUUUUUUUUACCAGAUAGAGCUGGCCGAAAUAUUGGUGAUAUGCUAAAACCUAUCGAUUGGGACCAAGAGAACUUACGCCCCUUGCAGAAGAAUUUUUACCGUCAGCAUAAAGCAGUUAGUGCUAGAAAUGAAUAUGACAUCAAUCUUUGGUACCAAGAGAAUCAGGUAACUUUGGAGGGCAAAGAAAUACCUCGUCCAGUAUUCGAAUUUGCUGAAGCAAAUUUCCCUGGCGAAAUUGCUAAUAUUCUCUAUGCAAAUUUUCAAAAGCCUACCACGAUCCAGUCGAUUUCUUGGCCAAUUGCCAUGAGUGGGAGAGAUAUAGUUUCUAUAGCUAAAACAGGGUCAGGAAAAACUUUGUCGUUUAUUUUGCCUGGUAUCAUGCAUACACUCGGACAACCACCGCGUAGUCAUCAUGAGGGACCGUCGGUCUUGGUUCUACUUCCGACUCGUGAGUUAGCACAGCAGGUGCAAGAAGUUGCGAAAGAUUAUUGUGCUGCGAUGGGUCUGUCAUUAACAUGUUUAUUUGGCGGCUCACCGAAAGUUACACAGGCACGUGACCUUAAGAAAGGUGUCGAUAUAGUAAUAGCAACUCCCGGUCGUUUGAACGAUUUCUUAGAAGUACGGGCAACUAGUCUAAGGAGAUGUUCAUAUCUUGUUUUGGAUGAGGCAGAUAGAAUGCUUGACAUGGGUUUUGAACCGCAGAUAAGAAAGAUAGUCUCUCAGAUACGGCCAGAUAGGCAAACGUUGAUGUUUUCGGCCACUUGGCCCAAAGAAGUUCAUAAUCUGGCAAGGGAUUUUUUGAUUGAUCCUGCGAAGUUAACGGUUGGUUCGUUGGAACUUGCAGCCAAUCACAACAUCACUCAGGUUGUUGAAGUUAUGAAUGAGUCUGGGAAGCAACGUCGUUUAAUGACACUCCUGAAUGACAUUAUGAACCAGCCUGAGUGCAAAACUCUUAUCUUUGUGGAAACGAAAAGAAAAGCAGAUAACUUGACGAGGUUCAUGCGUCGCGAUGGUUGGCCAGCUCUCUGCAUUCAUGGCGAUAAGGGACAGUCGGAACGUGAAUGGGCUCUUUCAGAGUUCAAAACUGGGAAAGUACCGAUAUUGCUUGCUACUGACGUUGCUGCGCGGGGUUUGGAUGUUGACGACAUAAAAUUUGUCAUAAAUUAUGAUUACUCGAAUAAUUCUGAAGAUUACGUACAUCGCAUUGGUAGGACAGGCCGUUGUGAGAAAAAGGGUACAGCGUAUACGUUUUUUACUCCUGACAAUGCGUCGAAAGCUAGAGAUCUCAUUAAAGUAAUGGAGGAGGCAAAUCAGACAGUUCCGGAUGCUCUGUACGAGAUUGCGAAAAGUUACAACUCGUACAGCAACAAUGAUUAUUACGGGGCCAAAAGGCCUCGGUUUGAUAAUUUUGGAAGUCGACAGAAUGGAGGUCGUUAUGAGCCGUGGUGA
Molecule: messenger RNA, 1673 nt
Organism: Enterobius vermicularis (human pinworm)
Lineage: Eukaryota; Metazoa; Nematoda; Chromadorea; Rhabditida; Oxyuridae
Source: the annotation of a GenBank genome assembly